This is a messenger RNA of Peronospora farinosa, 1683 nucleotides long. Lineage: Eukaryota; Oomycota; Peronosporomycetes; Peronosporales; Peronosporaceae. The record is from the annotation of a GenBank genome assembly.
AUGGAUUCCAAGCAAGCGUUAUUACUAAACCCUGAAUUCUGGACGUCCCAACAGCUUGAAGAAUGGCUUAAACGUUUUGAAAACGGUCGUUAUUCGCAUUUAAUUGGAUCUUUAAAAGGCUGUAAAGGUGCUGACGUUGUGUGCUUUAGUGCUGCCGAGUGGGCCCGACUAAACCCUCCUGAACUUGCUACAAGCCUUCGUUUUACUCUAUUAGGUAUGGUACAAGUGGCUACACAGGACGAAUCUGUGACUAUUGUGACGGAUUUUGUACCACUUAGAACUUCUCCAAAUCAAGACAAAAAGAAGCACAAGUUGUCACUUGAAAAGACAAUUCCAGUGAAAUUUCCUCCAAUGAUUGAGAUGCCGACCAUGCCUGUACUGUUUGGUACAUUGCUGUUUCUUGUAUUGGCUAUUCUGUCAUUUACAGUAUUACGUAAACCUCUUGCUGAGAUUGGGAUUGAUUCGGAGAAUUUGGUGAAAUAUGGCUCCAUUCCUCUUGUUAGUGUGGUGUUUACGUAUCUUCACAUUUGGAUGGCAUUAUGGAUGACCUUUUAUCCACUGGAGUAUACAGGAUGUUUGCAGCUUCCAGACACAAAUACGGGCUUGGGAUGGCAAGGAAUUGUCCCGAAUAAAGGAGAAAAAAUGGCUCGACAGGCGGUGCAGAUUAUGACACGUCAAUUGCUAGACGUGUCGGAAAUCUUUGCCAAGAUUGAACCGGCACAAGUUGUUAGGGAGUUGGAGCCAAUUUUGUUUAAUACGAUUCAUACGGUCGUAGAAGACAUGGCACUGAAGUACAGUCCGGACCUGUGGGCUGUGCUACCGGCCAAGGUAAAGGAGGAGAUUGUCGAGAAAGUGAAGGAGGAAUCGCCUGCACAUAUUGAAGCCCUCAUGGAUGAAAUCCGCAACAACAUUGAAGAUGUCUUUGAUCUGGAGGAUAUGGUUGUUACUAAUAUGUGCAAGGACAAGCAGCUUCUAGUGAACAUGUUUGUCACGUGUGGCUACUCUGAGUUGGCUUUUAUUCGGAACUCAGGUGCCUAUAUGGGAGGAAUUUUCGGUCUCAUGCAAAUGGGGAUUUGGUUCGUGUACUCGGAUCCUAUUGUGGUGUUUCCGGUGGUUGGCCUGCUUGUGGGUACCAUCACUAACUGGCUCGCUCUUAAGAUGAUUUUUGAGCCUGUGAACCCCAAAAGGUAUUGCGGCAUAACCUUCCACGGUCUGUUCCUUCGACGUCAGAACGAAGUUGCUGAGGUUUACGGAAAUUUAGUCGCUCGCGACAUCCUGAACUCACGCAAUAUUUUUGAGGCUAUUUUGAAGGGUCCGUACUCGGAUCGUCUAUUUGAGCUCGUGUACGACAAUGUGCAGGAUGCUGUCAAUGCUGCAACUGUUACCACGCAAAAGAUUAUCAAUUUUAGCAUUGGCGAGGAAAUGUACGCCAACAUCAAGGAAGAUGUGACAAACCACAUUGUGGAGAUAUUUCCGGAGAGUCUUCGACAGAUUGAGAGCUACGCCACCGUUGCCAUGGACUUGGAGGUAACGCUGCGUGAAAAAAUGAAACUGCUGACCUCAGAGCAAUUCGAACGUUUGCUGCACCCUAUUUUUGAGGAAGACGAGUGGAAACUCGUGGUCAUGGGCGGCGUACUAGGUGUUGUAAUUGGUGUUGUUCAAAUAUUCCUUAUCGACCAUUAA